AUGUCACCCUCCUCCGCAUACGCGUCCGCUACCUUGUACACACCACUGUUUAGACCUCCCACGACGCCAUUGACGACUGCCGUGCAAAAUCAACCAGCCUCCCUCCACCCAUUACCUCUUCUCCCUACAACGACUGUGGAGGAUGUUUGCGCCUACUGGCCAGCAGAUGCUCCCGGUUCCGGGUGUUCCCCAAGGAAGCGGCGCUUCUACCAGAAGGGGCGCAUUUGCCUGUGCCACAUGCCGCCUGGUAUCUACCACCAACGCCUUAAAAUCAACUUCAGGGACGUCUUUGAGGGCGCUCAGAUUUCUCAGUUCCUUAUCAACAUUCUCUUCUCUGGGCAGCCUGCUCGCGGUCAAAGAUACCAGUCUCCUUCUCAUCGCUUUAGUGGGAAGGACGAUUACACGCCAGCCACUCAGUCCGGUCACUGCGUGAGGGAAAUGUUCACAUUUUUGCAAAACGGAGGUGCGUCGGGUGAACGCAUGAAUGUGAUGGUUGAGGUGCUCAAACACGCAGCCGCGCGCUCACCCCGCGGACUUAUUUGCUUUCCACCGCCCUACCAACUCACUCUAGAGUUCUCUCACGCUGCCAGCAUCGACACUGUACAUAGCCCCAAACCGAACUACCUCCGUUAUGUAUAG
Echinococcus granulosus is the source of this 639-nucleotide messenger RNA. RefSeq lists its product as hypothetical. The transcript is spliced from 3 exons. Lineage: Eukaryota; Metazoa; Platyhelminthes; Cestoda; Cyclophyllidea; Taeniidae. Bases 1 to 639 code for a protein of 212 amino acids. The record is from RefSeq and is a predicted model, not a curated record.